GUAGCGAGGCGGGCACGCCUUCCCUUCCGCGCCUCCGCUACCCUCCAAACCGCCGAACCAAACGAGCCCAGCACCCACCGCCCGAAAUAAUCCUAUAUAUCAAUCGACGCAUCGAAAUCUUUUCCUCCACUCCUACCAGCACCGGGCAAGUGUACAACUCCUCUUCCCCCUCGUCUGCUGUUCCUUUCUCCGGUAGCUAGCCGGCAGUCUGCGCAGCAAGAGAAGAAGAGAGAGUUCUGCUGCGAAGAUGGUGGCGCCCGUGGUGAUCGCGUCGGCGGGGCUCGGGAUGCUGGCGGGCGUGGUGAUGGCGAACCGGACGACCGGGGACGGGCUGCCGGCGGCGUCCAGGUGGGACGCGCGGCCCCGUUGCUCCACGUGCAGCGGCACCGGCCGGGAGGAGUGCCUCUGCAGCCGCUGGUCCGACGGCGACGUCGGCUGCGGGACGUGCUCCGGCUCCGGCCGCAAGCGGUGCCGCAGCUGCGGAGGCUCUGGCACCGGCCGGCCGAUCCCGGCACGGCUCAUCGUCCAGCAGCAGAAGCUGCCGACCGCGCCCGGGCGACGCGGAGGCUACAACUGAUGUUCGUCGUCGGUUUCGCGGAGGAAAUUAAACCAGAAGUGCAAUUAGGCAGAACAUAAUAGUUAUGCAUAAAACAUUUUUAGAGCUCCUUUGAUUCAAGGGAAUUUAUAGAAAUUUUAGAGGAUUUAUGUCCUUGGGGAUCUUUCCUGCGUUGGCAGGUUGAUUCACAUGAUUACAAUUCUUUGGAAUUUUCCUUUGGAUUCAUUUCCAUUCUAUUUUGGAGAAAAAAAAAUCAUUCGCUCAA
This is a messenger RNA of Hordeum vulgare subsp. vulgare (domesticated barley), 821 nucleotides long. RefSeq lists its product as uncharacterized. The coding region runs from base 248 to 577 and encodes 109 amino acids. The record is from RefSeq and is a predicted model, not a curated record. Lineage: Eukaryota; Viridiplantae; Streptophyta; Magnoliopsida; Poales; Poaceae. The transcript has a single exon.